Molecule: messenger RNA, 2393 nt
Organism: Rhododendron vialii
Lineage: Eukaryota; Viridiplantae; Streptophyta; Magnoliopsida; Ericales; Ericaceae
Exons: 9
Coding region: 489-2186 (565 amino acids)
Source: RefSeq, a predicted model, not a curated record
UAUUUCGUGACGGAAGGGAUUUCGAUGAAAAGAUAGCCGAGGUGAAAUCUCAGGGAGGGAAGUCAUCGAUGAAGGAAUCAAUCAAACAAGCAAAAAUGAUGGCAAAUUCAACCUUUUCCAUAGCCCAUAAUCAAUUACAUGAAUUUAUCCAUCUGGGUGUUUAUUUAUAAACAUACACUCCGUAUAUAUAUAUUUUUACACGCUUAUAUACGUGUAUAUAAAUAUAUAAACAAACAUGGAGUAUCUAUUUGAAUGUCCUGUCGUUGGCUUUCUGCUGUUGGAAUUUGUUUGGGUUUGAGUCCUUUUUAUUCUCAGCUUUUGUCAUCUUCUAGGAGCCCCACGCCUCUCUCUCUCUGCACAGUGCACACAAAUCAAACCUUUUCUGGGUUCCAUCAAGUGGUGAACUUUAAACCUGUUUCUGGGUUAAAUCGCCUUUUUAUGGUGGGUUCCAACAAGUUGUGAGUUUUUAUGAGUUUUUGGAUAUAGAUAUGCCGUGCACUUGGGAAGAAUGGUUGAAGAUCCCCUACGUUGUUUUUGCAUUUUGUUCUGCCCUGUUCUUGGGUGCCCUCAAAAGUUUAUUGGUGGGUCCAAUUGCGGGUCUAACACUGAUAAUAGGGAAUGUUGUGGUGAUCUUGGGUCUCUUUCCUUCACAUGUUGCCUGGACAAUUUACACCCUGGUCAAGACUAAUAGAUUUGACGCUCCACUUAAAGUAGCUUUCCUUUUUGCUUUGCCUGUUUUAUUUGCUAUUUGGCUCGGUCUAAGCAUAGCCGGUAGUGCUCUUUUGGGAGUGGGAUAUGGGUUUUUCAGUCCCUGGGUUUCUGCUUUUGAGGCCUUCAGACAGGAAGAUGAUUUCAAGAAAUUCUUCCACUGCCUUGUGGAUGGAACUUGGGGAACUAUCAAAGGAAGCUGUACUGUGGUUCGAGAUUUUGCAGAUAUUUGCUAUCAUUCGUACCCACUCUACUUGAAGGAAUUGCGUGAAUCCCCGUCUACUAAUGAACUUCAACCUCUUAGGUUUAUUCAUGUGCCUGGAUGUAUUUUCGUUGGUGUGAUGGGACUAGUUGUGGAGAUUCCUCUUUACACGGCUAUUGCCAUAGUAAAGAGUCCAUACAUGUUGUUCAAAGGGUGGCACCGACUUAUACACGACCUAAUAAGCCGUGAAGGCCCAUUUCUAGAAACAGCUUGCAUCCCAGUUGCUGGUUUGACAAUCCUUAUGUGGCCACUUUUUGUCAUUGGGAGCAUCAUUAUGGCAAUUUUCUCAAGCUUCUUCAUAGGAUUGUACGGUUCAGUUAUUGUAUACCAGGAGAGGUCAAUCAAAAGAGGAGUUGCCUAUGUGAUUGCGAUGGUUGCGGAAUUUGAUGAGUACACCAACGACUGGCUUUAUCUUCGAGAGGGGUCUAUCCUUCCAAAGCCCAUUUACCGAAAGAAGAAAAUCUCUCACUCAUUGGAGUUCUCUGAUGGAGGAAAUGAUUCGGGUGAAGUGAAAGUCAGUUCUGUUUUCACAGAAACACCUGCAAUGCUUGUGCCCAGCAUAUCACCUUCGGUAUCAGUCAGAGAGGCCAUACAAGAAGUCAAAAUGGUGCAGAUAUGGGGAAACAUGAUGAGGGCUUGUGAAAUGCGCGGCAAGGAAUUAUUGGAUGCCAAUGUAAUAACGCCAGAUGACCUCUAUGAUUGGCUGAAAGCUAAAACCAGUACUGAAGCAUCCAUUGUUGGUGUCGGGCUACCUUGUUAUUCAUGUUUGCAAACUCUUCUUAACUCUAUAAAAGGAGGAUCUGCUGGUUUAUUGCUCCUUGAUAAUAUUGAAGUCACGCAUCUGAACAGACCCCAGGACAGAUUGUUGGAUUGGUUCUUCCAACCUGUUAUGGACUUAAAGGAACAGAUAAGGGUCAUAAGAUUGGGAGAUGGUGAGGCAAGGUUCUUGGAAAAAAUUGUUCUUUUCGGAAGCAACACUCAACGUAUGGAGGCUUGGGAAAAUGGCAGUUUGGUCCCUCAAGAUGCUCUUAGAGCAGCUCAAAUCCAGGGUAUUAGCAGAAGGAUGACAGGAAUGAUAAGAAGCAUGUCAAAGCUUCCCACUUACAGAAGGCGAUUUCAACAGAUUGUUAAGGCAUUAGUUAUAUAUUCUAUAGAAAAGGAGGGCAUGAACAGAUCCGUUUCUGGGCGAUCAGUUUCCCCUGUUGAACUUGUAUAACAAAAACAAUCAAUUUGAUGCUCUCUCUUUUUCUUCCUUUUGCUUUCUCUGUGCAUUUGUAAAUUUUUGUAGCUGUGAAAUCCUUAGGCUAUGAUGUAAUUGCUGUUAGUAUACGGAGUCUUUCUUGACUCAAGGCUUUGUGCCUGGAAAGCAAUUCAAUGUUAAAGCGAGCAAAUUGUCAGAAAUCGGAGACAAUCAAUCCCUUUG